Molecule: messenger RNA, 7999 nt
Organism: Ostrea edulis (European flat oyster)
Lineage: Eukaryota; Metazoa; Mollusca; Bivalvia; Ostreida; Ostreidae
Exons: 4
Coding region: 200-2383 (727 amino acids)
Source: RefSeq, a predicted model, not a curated record
CAAAUCUUAUAUACGCAUGCGCUUACUUACCACCUCGGUUUGGAUUGAUCGUCGGUAAAUAAGAUAUGGCGCUAGGGACCCGAAGAGCAUCUGUCAAGAAAUUGGGAGCCUUUUGAUGAAGAGAAGUACGAGUCCUUCAUGAAAGAAGAUUUUUAGUUUCGAAUGCUUUGGUAUAUAGCCUUGGAAAUGUGUUCACCAGAUGAUGGAAAUUGAGACUUUUUCAUGCCUACGAAGUCCAGAAAGCUUACCAAAUAAUCAUAGUCCCUCUCUAGAAUCUCGUUGUCAUACCAAUAUGGUUGUCGAUCUUCAGUCACAAAGUCCAUGUAAUGUGCCGUCCGAUCCUUCAGUGCAUUCAUCUCCUCAUGAUUACAAAUCCUUGCCAAGGGAGAGUGGCAAAUCACCCUCUUCCCAUGAAUACAAACUAUUGCCACCAGAAGGGGCAAUCACUCCCAGUCCUGAAAACCCACCCACCAUUGAUUACUCAGACAUGCCAAAGGAGAGCUCGUACAUUGGGCAAUCAAGCCCCCACUCCAGCCCACCCAACCUGAGUCCAGAAACUAUGGGCAGUGAAACUCCAGAACAGGUAUGCAGUCCGAGUGCCUCACCAAAUCAGUCUCCUGAUAAGCACCGAUCCAGACGCAAGCCAACUUUGGAGGACAUAGUCAGGCGCAUAGGGCAUGUGGAAAACAGUGAGGAGAGUGAUUUGGAAGAAGAAGAUGAGACUACAAAUGGCCUGAUGAUUGACAUGAGGAGUGCAGAGGAGAGGGAGGAAAUGAUGAGGGAAUAUGGUGAGGAUGAAGUAGAUGGAGCUCCUCCCAGGGAAUCGGUCAUUGCCACCUUUGGGGAGCAGAGGCUUACCAAUGGAUUGGACCCAUUAGGGAGAAGUGAAAUCUCCAACAAAACAAUAUCCACAGAGGAGGAGUCCAUGCUCUCAGAAAGUAGUGAAAGAGAAGUGUCCAAAUCUACAGAGUUGCCAAAGGAGAAAUCCAGUGAAUAUAUAAAGCAAGAAGAGGACCCAGCUGCAAUUGCAGAUAAAAUUGCACAAAUGUCAGCCUUGGCUGACAACUUGACCAAAGCCUCUGAAUUCCAUGGUGCCCCUAAGAUAAAUGGUUGGUUUCCAGGACCAUAUGCAAGUCUUCCUAUUUUUCCAUUCCAGCAAUCACCCAUGGAGCAUCAUUUGGCACCAAACUUGUUUCCAUUUAUGGAUGGAAAGUUCCCGUCUCCUCAAGAAGUAGAAAAGGAUUACUUGAAAUGUCAGUACUGUGAGAGAACAUUUCGAAGACAAAAAAACUUGGAGAAUCAUAUAGAGAACACACACCAAGGGAAAACGCAGACUCGACGUAAAAGUGAGAAUGGCAGCAAUGACAUGUACUUCAAGUGUACCCACUGUCCUUACACCACAAAGCACCAAAGCAACCUGUAUGUUCAUCUUCGGAUUCACACAGGAGAGAGACCUUACAUUUGUGGUGCAUGUGGAGUACAAUACAGUCAAAGUCACAGCCUAAAAAGCCACAUUAUCAACAAACAUGAUGGCAUCAUGUCUUAUUACAUUAAAGAGAAAAGGAAUCGCUCUCCACGAGGGAUGGGAUACCUCCAGCAUGUCGUAUCUGAUGUCUUUAACUCCUCAAGUGCACCUACGAUGGUUCCACCACCAAAUCUCAAUCAGAGUCAAGGUCACCUCCCACCGACUUCAACGCCCCUGCAAAUCCACCCAUCUCUUCUGAUGCCCCAGGGUCCUAUGCUUCACUCGCAGCCAAUGAUGUCUCCAAAAGGCAUGCCUCAACUGUCUCCACAAAUAAACAAGUCACCUCAUCUAUCCCCAAUGUCCAAACAGCAGCAGCAACAUCCAUUCCACUUGUCUCCUCAGACCCCUCAUCGCCCACACUACCAGCCACCCAUGAAAUCUAGUCCCAAUCAUUUUAUCAAUGGUCAUACAUCUCCCAUUUUUAAUCAUAACAACAACAUUUUGAACAAAUCUCAGAUGAGUGAGCAAAUUCAACCCUUGUCUUUAGUUUCUUACAACAAGAACCAGUCAACUCCACUGAAGGAAAUAAGCAAUAAUUGUGGAAACUUGCAGAGAGAGGGGGAGAAUGGUGCUAUAGAUUUGAGCAAGAAGCCAAGCAACACAAAGGAGCCAUUAGAGAUGACCAAAACUGAGGCUGACCAACUACUGAAGGUCAUGGUCAAUGGUGGCUCUUGUGAAAAUUGUAGUCAUGAAACCAAACUGAGGCUGUUGCGCCAGAAUGUGGUUCGAAUGCUGAGUAUACUAGUCCCCAAUCUUAACUUUGAGGAGAAGGGGAUCAGUGCAGAAGGAGAUUCUGUAGAUGAACUGUUGCAUGAUGUCAUUGAAAGCAAUAUGCAAGAUGAUGACAUGGCUGAGUAACUCUGAAGAGGAUUUUGUUCAAGAGACCCCCCCCCCCCCCCCCAAAUGGCAAAUGUUUCUGGUGAGCUGUUAUGAGACAAAAUUUUAGAGAUACUGAAUUUAGGAAGAUCUGUCUCAAAAGUUUCAAAAGCAUUACUUGUCACAGUGACAUCGUCAUUUUUUUCUCAAGUGCUUCUGUGUGCAAUACCACAUUUUUCUCCAUGUCAUCAUAGAAACAUAUCAUGAGGGACCACUUCUCUCACAAAACCAAUAAAACAUGAGCUGGCAGCGACUGCUUGGCAGAAACUCUCAUCAAUGUUGUUUUCAUCCCAUCGUUUGGUCCAAGACCACUCUCCAUGAACCAUUCAUAAAACCAAAUGACUGUGCAUUUUUACUAUUGAGGUUUCCUCCCAAAGAGACAAAAUUUUAUAUUUAUACAAGGAGGCAAAAAAGAGGUCCAUAGAACCAAAGAUGAUUAUUUUAACCCCUGUUGUAUAUCUAUAUUGUGUUGUGCAGAUGUGUCAUAUUAAUGAUGAAAAGUUUCUUUAGAAACUUGGACUAUUUGCCAUUUAAUGCUGUUCAAAUGUUUCUUCACCAAAUUUAUUGGAUUAUCCAUAUAGUGAUUUUAUCCAUAUCUCUUGUGCUUUAUUUAUUAAUAUUUACUAAUUUUUGCCAUAUAGUUUUUUUCCUUCAAGACCCAGAAUUUUUUUCUUGACAUUAAUAUUAUGUGUUCAAAAUGAGCAAGUUGAACAUGUGCUCUCCUUAAAUUCCAAUUGUGUAUGUACUGGUUGUGAAGUUCAAUUAUUCCAAGCUAUUUAUGAUUUUUAUUUCGUCCAGUAUACUAUUAUUUGAUUUUACAAGAUGUAUACCACAAAUGGCUUUUUUAUUGAUGAUUUAUUUACAAAUGGUCAUGAUCUCUGUGUAUGAAGGAAAAGGACUUAUUUAUGAGAAUGUUUUUCCUUAACUCAAUCUUGUGUUGUGUACUCAAUGAUUUAUAUAUAUGUAUAUAUAUAUCACAUUAAUGAAACACUUGGAAUAUAUAAGGAUCAUAUGUACUUGAGUCUGUAAUUGAAAUCCCCUUCAUCAAAGAAUUUUAAAAAACCAAACGGAAAAAUAUUUUACUUCAGAAGAAAGUAGAUAAACACAUUUUUCAUGGUCUAAUAUCUUGUCUACAAUAUGUUAGAAAAAGCAGGGGUUGACUUCUUUCUUGAUGUGUCGUUUCAACUUCUUACCGUACAAGCUAAAUUUGUCAUCUGAUAUUUUUAAACAUGUAAGAUGUCAUUCAAAUAUGUAAAUGGAUCUUGUGAAAGGUCAUUGUUUUUUAUGUUUGACUGUCCAUUGUCUUAAAGAAUGCAUUUUAUGUCUUUCUCCUAAAAUGAGUCACAAGUUCACCAUAAUUUGAAUUUUUGUUUCAGUUAUAACUCCAUGCAAACACAAAAGAUGGCCUUGAGAAUUAGUACCCUUUUAAAAACUAUAUCCACUUUGUGGCAAUUAAGAUCCAGAUAUGUCCCACUUUUAAUUUUAUUAAUACACACUAACACUUUCUCAAUUCACAUGAAAUUUGAUGGGGCGAGUACUCUUAUGAAAUAGGACUUCAAUUUUGCCUCACCUUGGAAAUUUGUGAAUGAUUCGAUUUGUAUAAAUAACUUGUCUUACACAUGUUGUAGUUGAAUUGAAAAACCAUAGCAAUAUGUAAUGCCAUGGUUAUCAGAGCAAUACCUGUUCUGUUUGGAGUAAAUUUACCAGGUUUUUCUUAUUCCCAUAAAAAGUCAUUUGAGAUUGGGCAUUAAAUUGUCUUCCCAGCUUCUGCUCUUCUGAUGCAUUUGAUCUGCUUUGAAAUUUACUUUUGGUGGAAAAUCUGCAUAUUUUGAAAUUAAGCUUUACAUAUUUUGCCAAUAUAUUAUGUUUUUUAGAACAUAAAAGGAUGUGCAGAUUCUGUAAUAAGUCGUGAUGGAGACCAUAAAUUUCUGUGCCUGUGCUGUAUACAGAGUAUCUUCCAAUUAUAUUUGUAAUGUUGCGUAAUUCAAAAACUUUCUCCUGUUGCUAGACUCAAGUAUAUACAUGUAUCAACUUAUUAUUCCAGAACCAGACAUAAAUUGCUAUUCAUUUGUUAUUUUUCGAUCUGACUUCCCUCUGAAAUGGAAUACAAGUGAUUUAUGUGUACUGGGUUAUUAUUAUUAUAUAAUUAGAUAGAUAUGGUUUAUUUCAAUUGAAUUUCAAAAUAACGGGAAAAUUCCAUUAAAGGGAGCCCAGAUUCUGUCUUGAUUUCCAAAUUGUGCAUUAUUUACAGUUUUGUGUCGCUUUUCAUACAAUUUAUGACCAUUUGUAGAACUGGGCUUUGAAUUCUCAUCAUUUUAUUGUGACAAUAGAAAUUUUAACUGCCAAGAUUUCUACUACACAAAAAGUUUUAAAUGGUUUCUUCUGUAAAAUUAUACCAUUCAAAUAUGAAUAAUGGCAAUAUUUUGUGAUGUAUUCUGACAUAUUGGAAAUUUUUUUCUGGAGUAAAUAGAAGCAUUGUUUUGUAUAUUUCAGUGAUGAGAGAUUCUGGCAUUCAGUUAUUGAAAUCCAGAGUGCAGAGAUGAUAAAUACAAACUCUUUCUUUUUGGCUUCUGUGCAACUUUGUUAUUGAAAAACCUGUACACCCCGAGUAAUAUUUAAAAUAUCUGGAUGGAUUGAGGAGGUUGGAUUGUCAAGUAAUAACUGGGUACCAGGUUAUAUCAAUGUUAUGCUGAUUGUUUGUACAUAUCUUAUGUAGUGACUUAACUGGUUCUCAUAAUCCUUGAUAUGACAAGAUAACUAGUGCUAUAUUUGGUGCGUUCUUUGUGUAAUUGUUGUGUUGUAUCGUUUUUAUGUGAAGAAUGAUUGAGCAGUGUCAAAAACUUUGUACAUUUUACAUAUGAUGUUGAUAUAAAUUUUAUGUAUUUGAAAAAUUUUAAAUCAAAGUACAUUAUAUGCUGAAUGUAUGUAGAUUUUCUUGUGUCAACAUAUGAGAGUGUUAUACAUUCCAUUUACCCAUGAUUCUAUGCUACUAAAACUAUGCUUACUGAAAAGAGUGGUCUAUCUAGUAACUUUUUCCAAUCAUUUUUACCACUGUUGAGACUUUUUUGGUCAUUGAACUGUGCUCUUUAAUGUGGUCCAGUAUAUAUGAGUUGAAAUCUUUUGAAGUGAUUUUUCUUUGCAAAUUCUCAUGCAGCAGAGACCUUCCAAGUCAGUUAAGGCAGCAGUGGAAGGGGACUAGGUGCUUUUUGUCCUAUUAUCAUCAAAAUCAAAAGGUGCUAUCUUUCUGUCUUUGUAAGCACAGGCUCCAAAUUAGCAUAUGUACUUACAAGAAACAUUUUACUUCAAGGCAUUUAUCAUUAAGGCAUUUAAGAAAUAUUGUGCAAGUACUUGAUAGUGUUGAGGAUGGGUGUGUUGAAAAUUUCCUUCAUUUUGUUACUCGUAUUAAACUUUCAUCAUCAUUCGAAGACGAGUUGGGCAUAUAUGUUAAGUCCUGAAGUUGAAGUGAAGAGCUUACAAGGAUUUCAUUUCUUGAUAUUCUGAAACAUUCCUUAUUCUUACACUUGACCAAAUUUGUGAGGAUGUCCCUCUAGCAAUUUCACAUAGAUUUCAAGAUAAUGAAAAUUUUAUUCUUUGUCCACAAAUAAGUGCUUUAUUAUAAAGGCUGUUAGAUGCUCAGCACAAAAUAGUGCUAUUUUAGGUGGAAAUAUGCUGCUUAGUGUCCAGAAAGCCAAAUUGAAAAUUUGAACGCGAUCUAGGAUGAUUUUUGCUACGGCUGCUGUUGAAAACCAUUUGUGAUUCAUGACUGCUGAUAUGUCUAAUUUUUCAUUUUCAUGUGUCAUCCAGAUUCUGUUUAAACUUCAAUUUUCUUAAAUGAGUUUUCGCAAUUUCAUUCCAUAUCAUAUACACUGUAUUUUAGUUUAAGUGAAAGUUUAUUAAGUUUCUUUAUUAUGAAUGUGUUCAAUGAAGGUAUUGUGUUCAAGAAUUGGUUUGUUUUGUUGGGUUUUUUACUGUUAUUUUAAGUGAGUAAUCUCAAUUUUUGUUGUGUUCAGUAUCUAACAAAAUAACAAAUAAAUAUUGAGAGAAAAGUUAUCAGCGAGAAGUCUAGAUAUUAGGAAACAUUCAGGUUCAAAAUUCAAUCUAGUCCCAUCACUUGAUAAUGUACAUUUCAAAAGCAAAAACACACACAGUAUACAUGAAAUCUUUACAAUUGUAUUUUGUUUUUGUUAGAAUUUUUGACAAUUUUGAUCGCAUUAUUUUUAUGAUAUGUUUACUUUGGUUGUGUCUGUAUAUAUUGAGUAUGUAGCUCUUUUUUUGAUCAAUUGUUUUAUAGGUUUUUUUCCUCUGGUUAUUUGUACAUAUGGAUGUAAUUGUUGAGUUGUCCCUACAUGUGUUCAGUUUGUUAAGGAUGUUUGGUUGUGUUUUUUCUCUCUCUCUGUAUAUUCCUACAUGUGUUCAGUUUGUUAAGGAUGUUUGGUUGUGUUUUUUCUCUCUCUCUGUAUAUUCCUACAUGUGUUCAGUUUGUUAAGGAUGUUUGGUUGUGUUUUUUCUCUCUCUUUGUAUAUUUUUCCUUUCAUUUGUUCUGUUUACAGUAGGAGUAUUAAUUUAUUUUGAAUAAGAAGCAAUUUUCUUGCAAAACCAAACAUUCAAUAAGAUAUACAUUUACUGUGUUAGCCGUCCUUAAAACUUUGCCUAACUACGGAAUUGUGGCAUUCGUAUCUAUUUUUGUGAACAAAUAAUUGACAGGACUGGCUAAAGGACAUGGAUACAGAACAAGGUUUGGAUUCAAAGGUACCAUAGCAGACAGCAAUAAGUCUUGUUCAAUACAUAGCAAUAGUAUUAUAUAUUAUAGUUAUAUAUUUAGCACUUCAUGUGCUUCCAUGUCAAAAACUAUUGUUGUUGUGUAUAUAUUUGGUGUUUAGAUAUUUUCUUUGUUACCCUGAGUAGUGUAUCCAGAUGUUAGUGAUAGUAAGGCUGUGUUUUGUUAUAUGUAAACUCUCUAUGCGAAACAUGAAUAGAUCAAAAUCACCAAAGAUUCCAACUGUGUAAAAGUUUAGUCUUCCUACAUAUCUAUUGCAAGGUAUUGCUUAUCUAAAGUUCUGAACAUUUUUACAAGUUGUGUGUCAAAAAUAUCUUUAGUUCGGAAAGAAGCUGUAGAUUUUGAGGUCUGCAAAUUUAAGAAAAUAUGCACCCACCAAAGAAUGUGUCAUAUGUUGUUCUAAAGCCUUGCAAUGUGAAAUUUAAAGGAUGAGACUUUACCUUAAUACUUGUAUCCAUAUUGCCAAAGGUCGAUGUUUUCCCUUUAAGUUCACAGCAAUAAAGAAUAUUACAUGUAUAUUGCCUCAUACAUAUUGUUCUGAUUGUGUAAUUUUCUUGUGAUUAUGAUUUUUAAGUAUUUUUAAUGAUUAAUAAUGAUUCUACUUAAUUUGUUGGGUUUUUUUAAAAGAACAUUGCUGAACAUUAUGUGUGCAAGUCAAUUUUGUGAGCCUAGAAAACUGCCAGCAGGGGGCGCUCUGCUGUAAGGACUGCUGUUUGUAAUAGGGCUUAGUAACCAUGGUAACAUAGUAGUGCUUAAGUCACGUGUCUGUUAUAAUGCUAGAUUUUGUCAUAUGUCUUCAAAAAAUAAACCAGUAAUCAUAA